CUGUUUUUGGACUUUGUGUGUUUAACUGAUGUAAAUGCUGAAGUUGGACAAGCAACACUAGAAGGCUUUCAGAAAACAUAUGGAAAGGACAACGCCAUCUUCAGCAGAUGUAAUGUCGUUAAUGAAGCAGAUUUUACAGGUGUUUUUGAAAGUAUCAAAAGUAAAUAUGGUAAAGUUGACAUUUUGGUAAAUAAUGCUGGUAUCAUUGAAGAGAAGAACUGGAGAAGAACUAUAGAUGUUAAUUUGGUUGGUAUGAUGCAAGGGACCUACCUUGGUAUAGAGAAUAUGAGCAAAGAACAUGGUGGGGAUGGGGGAGUUAUUAUAAACGUUGCUUCAUCAGCAGGUCUACAGCCGGUAUUUUUUAGUCCAGCUUAUUGUGCUUCUAAAUUUGGUAUAAUUGGUUUUACUAGAAGCUGGGCAGAUAAUCCAAGUAAUGCUCACAAUGGUUUAAGAUUUUGUUGUCUGUGUCCAGCUUUUACGGAGACUAAUAUGAUGAACAUUAGUGAGAAUUCUACUUUAUCAAUAGAAGCAACAAAGAAAUUUAUAGAAUAUGUUGGUGUAAAUAAAAUUUCAACGGUGGCAGAAGGUUUUAUGGAUCUCCUAACAGAUGAAACAAAUAACGGUGCCGUGAUGGCUGUUACAGCUCGCGAAGGAAUUCAAUAUAAAAUACGAAAAUAAAUAAAUAUGUCUUUAAUUUUCGAAACAUUGACAAGUAUAACAGAAAUCGUUCAAAUAGAAAUUAAAUAAAUUGUUCAUUAUGUCA
Patella vulgata (common limpet) is the source of this 763-nucleotide messenger RNA. Its product is annotated as 15-hydroxyprostaglandin dehydrogenase [NAD(+)]. Lineage: Eukaryota; Metazoa; Mollusca; Gastropoda; Patellidae. Gene Ontology annotation, molecular function: oxidoreductase activity, acting on the CH-OH group of donors, NAD or NADP as acceptor. Gene Ontology annotation, cellular component: cytoplasm. The record is from RefSeq and is a predicted model, not a curated record. The transcript is spliced from 7 exons. The annotation marks the transcript as partial.